This is a messenger RNA of Bursaphelenchus okinawaensis, 1299 nucleotides long. NCBI's taxonomy places the organism in Eukaryota, Metazoa, Nematoda, Chromadorea, Rhabditida, Aphelenchoididae. The record is from the annotation of a GenBank genome assembly.
AUGGAUAAUUUGGUAGGAUAUGAAUCAAGUUCUUCAGAUGAAACAGAAGAAAGCCCACCAAAGGUAACUUUACUUCGAUGUUUUGCCUACUUUUUCGAUUUGUUAAAGAUGUUAUGAAUAGUUUUUAAGUCUUAUAAUGUUACAGAAGAUCAGACUAGAGUCUGCUGGAACGUCGAACAGUAGCACACCUCAAGAAAGGCAAAACGAGCCGACGGUAAAAUAUUCAGAGCCAGAGGCGCCCACAAGAAAGAGUUUUAGUGAAUCUACACCUCCUAACAGGUCUCCUUCAGGUAAAUUUAGUUUUUCUUUUUGGUUUUUGCUUUUAGAUAUCACGUUUUUGGACUUGUUAGAAAGAAUGUGUUUUAUCUUACUAAUAAUAGCGAUUUUGGGGUUAUUUAUGAUCCUUAAGUUUGUUUUUCGAAGGCAAAAGACGUUAUCUAUCUAGUGUAAUGUUUUUAUUCGUUUAAAAACCAUGUUUAUAGAUUCUUGUAAUCCUAGCGAUAUUGUUUUUUCUUUCAUUACUUAGAAUAGAGUCUUUUCUAUCUUUUAAACAUAACUUGCUGUAUUUGUACAGCGCUUGGAGGUAUUGUCGAGCUCAAACGACGUGACCUAUCUAGAGUAAUGUUCUCAAAUCCUAGAAGUUUCCAAUCAAAACGUUUUCAGAAGAUGAAUCAGAAGCUGAAGAAAACCGGUUGAUAGCUGAAGGAGGGGCAUUGUUGGCUGUGGCAUCAAGUGCUGGCUCUAAUUGUCCCACACCGAGUAGGGAUUCAGAAGGUGAAAACGAAGAAAUUCGAGAUGAUUUGAUAGCAUUACCUCCUUCUCCAACGUCCGAAGUUGAUCCAGCUAUUGCGGUAAGAUAUUUAAAAGGUUUAUUGCGCUAAAUAUUGUUUGUUUAGGCUUUAUUUUUUGUUGGAGGGAAAGUUAUAUUGUAGUAGACAUAUGAUGGUUUUGUUGGAUCGGAUUGAAUUUUUAAGACAUUUUUAUAGUGUUUUUAGGUAGAAAAUGAUGUUCUUUUUUAUAUUAUUCACAAAAUUUCAGGCAAAGUUCAGAAACCUAUUCGAAUACAAGGAAAAGCGCAAUCUGGAUAUGAACAAGGUGUUGACCAACCGAAAAGACUUUAAGAACCCAUCAAUGUACGAAAAGCUGAAAGAACAGUUUGACAUAGAUGAAUAUGGGACGAAUUUCGAUAAAACGAGGAAUGAGUUCUUACAGUUUGAAGAGGAAGAUUACUAUGAUUCGCUAUCAGAGACACAAGCCAAAAUGACGGAAAAAGAGCAAAAUAAGAGGAAGAAGGUGUAG